CCAGAAGCUACGGUUCAGAAGACGUGAGGGCAUCUCCUCGACCUUCACUGAGCUAAACACUUGGAGAGACUUCAGGAGGAAAGGACUUCGAGAAAGCCUCCGCCCCCACCUCCAGCCGCACAGGGCUCUCAGCCUUUUCCUGCCUGCCGCUCACCUCUGCUCCCUGAGGUCUGGAAGCUCCCAAGAUCUGAAGUCUGGUCUGGUGAAACCCCUCCCUCCUCUGCUUGCCUAAUUCAAUGGGAGGCUCUUAAAAGUUUCACCUCCUCUGAGAGAGUUGGGGAGAAGAUCUUCAUGCAGGAUUAAAUUUCAGGAGGCUGCAAACUACCCGAAGAGAAAGGCAAAACCACUCAGACCUGAAGCAAUGAAAACCCCAAGGAGAAUCACGCUGUGCUUCCUGUUCCUUGUGAUCUGUCCUUCCGAAGCUACACUGGACUCGAACUUGGAAACGCCUGUUCACCCUUUGAUUCUCCAUGAACCUGGACAGAUGGGUGAAGAGUUUCUAAGGCAAAAACGAGCAGCUGUGACCAGUGGACCUGUGGCGGAAGAGUUCACUGUGGACAUCGAGAUCAGUUUUGAAAAUGUCUCCUUCCUGGAGUCCAUCAAAGCUCACGUGAACAGCCUCCGUUUGCCAGUUCAAGGAAACAACACCGACCCUGUUACUGACAUUUUGAGCGUGACAGUAACCACAGUCUGCAGACCUUCUGGAAAUGAAGUCUUGUGCUCCUGCGAGACAGGUUAUGUGUGGCCUCGGGACAGGUGCCUCCACAGUGUCACGUGUCAAGAGCUUGACAACUCCUUCUCAGGGCACUACUGUAAUUGUCUAAAAGGACUUCCUUCCAAGGGACCUUUCUGCCAGCUCCCAGAAGGAUAUGUUACCCUGAAGAUAAAAGUCCGACUGAAUGUGGGAUUUCAAGCGGAUCUUAAGAACACAUCCUCUGCCCUCUAUAAGUCCUACAAGACUGACUUGGAACGAGCGUUCCAAAAGGGUUACAGCAUUUUACCAGGAUUCAAAUCGGUGACUGUCACGCAGUUCACCCAGGGCAGUGUGGUCGUGGACUAUGAGCUGCAGGUGACAUCGCCACAACCCGGAUCAAUUCAUAGAGCCAAUCAGAAGGUCCUGCAGCACCUUAACCAGACCUAUAGGAUGGACUACAACUCUUUUCAAGGGGUGUCUAACAAUGAGACUAAGUUCACGGUCAUACCAGAAGUCAUCUUCGAAGGAGACACGGUGACUCUGGAGUGUGAAAAUGAAAUUCUGUCCUCCAACGUGUCUUGGUAUUAUGGGGAGAAGCGCUCAGACAUCCAGAACAGCAACCGAUUCUCAAUUUACACCACAGUGCUGAACAACAUGAGCUCAGUAUCCCGCCUCACCAUUUACAACUUCACUCAACAUGACGCUGGUGAAUAUGCUUGCAAACUGAUACUGGAUAUUUUUGAGUAUGGGGCUGCCAAAAAGAUAGAGGUGACGCCCAUUCGAAUUUUAGCCAAGGAUGAAAGGAAAGUGGUGUGUGACAACAACCCCAUAUCACUGAAUUGCUGCAGCGAGAACGUCGCAAACUGGAGCAGAGUUGAAUGGAAGCAGGAAGGGAAAAUAAGCAUUCUAGGAAGCACCGAGACGGACCUGGAGUCCAGCUGCAGCACGUACACCCUCCAGGCCGACGGAACCCAGUGCCCAAGUGGCUCUUCUGGGACAACUGUCAUCUACACGUGUGAGUUCAUCAGCAUCUACGGAGCCAGAGGCAGUAGGAACACAGCCGUGACAUUCAUCUCUGUGGGAGAUAAUCCCAGCCUCAAAGGGGAAGUACGCGAGGUCCUAAGGCAUGUGAUGGAAGUGAGUACAGUUCAGAGCACCACCGCCUACAGCCUAGACACGAGUAAAACCCAGGACCAGCCAGCCAACCUAACAAUAACCCCGGACCCAAUUUCUGUUUCUGAGGGACAAAGCUUUUCUAUAAAAUGCAUCAGUGAUGUGAGUAACUUUGAUGAGGUAUAUUGGAACACUUCAGCUGGAAUUAAGAUACAUCAGAGGUUCUUUACCACGAGGAGGUAUCCUGAUGGAGCCGAGUCCAUACUGACCGUGAAGACCUCCACCCAGGAGUGGAACGGAACCUACCACUGCAUCUUUCGAUACAAGAACUCAUACAGUAUUGCCACCAAAGACGUCACCGUUCACCCCCUGCCUCUGGAGUCCGACAUCAUGAUCGAUCCUUUGGAAGCUAGCGGUCUGUGCGGGGGCUCCCAUCACUUCCAGUGCUGCGUGGAGGAGGAUGAAGAUUACACAGUGAUGUUCCAAGUGGAUUCCUCGUUCUUUCCUGCUGCAAAAGAAGUUAAUGGAAAGCAAGUAUGCUACAAAUAUCAUUUCCCAGCAAGCACAGUUCCCUGGUGUCCAAAAGAUAUCGCCGUGUUUUGUCACUUUACCAACGCUGCCAAUCAUUCAGUCCGGAGUCCAUCUAUGAGACUGUCUUUGGUUCCAGGGCAGAACAUCACGUGCCAGGAUCCCGUCAUCGGUGUUGGGGAGCCGGGGAAAGUCAUUCAAAAGAUGUGCCAAUUCUCCAGUGUUUCCAAAAGCCCCGGCCACGCCAUUGGCGGGAUUGCCUCGUACACAUGCGUGGGCUCCCGGUGGAAGGAAGAGAGGAAAGGAUGCAUCUCUGCGCCAAUCAACGGGCUGCUCCAACUGGCCAAGGCUUUGAUCAAGAGCCCCUCACAGGACCAGAAGCUCCCUACAUACCUGAAGGAUCUUUCUGUGAGCACCGGCAAGGAGGAACACAACAUCCGCUCAUCUCCCGGGAGCCUGGGAGCCAUCAUCAACAUUCUUGAUUUGCUCUCGACGGUUCCGGCCCAGCUGAGCUCAGAAAUGAUGAAGGAUGUGCUCUCCACCGUGAAUGUCAUCUUGGACAAGUCCAUCUUGAGCUCCUGGGAGAACUUACAGCAGCAACAGACCAACCAGAGCUCCCAGCUGCUGUCUUCGAUGGAGAGAUUCUCCCAGGCACUGAGGUCUGGAGACAGCACCCCUUCCUUCCUGUUCCACCCCAACGUUCAGAUGAAGAGCAUGGUGGUCAAGCACGGCCGCCCUCAAAUCUACCAGCAGAAGUUCGUCUUCACGGACUCUCACCUCUGGGGUGACGUGACCGUGGAUGAGUGCCAGGUGGGCAACUUGCAGCAUGACUCAUCUAUCGUCACCGUGGCUUUCCCGACUCUCAAGGCCAUCCUGGCUCAGGAUGUCCGGAAGAAAGCCUACCCCGACAGCUUGGUGAUGACGACCACCGUCAGCCACGAGCUCACCAAGCCCUUCAAGAUCUCCAUGACUUUUAGCGACAACCACCGUGCAGGUGGGAAACUGCAGUGUGUCUUCUGGAACUUCAGCCUUGCCAACUACACAGGGGGGUGGGACAGCAGUGGGUGCUCUGAGCCCGAGAUCACCAGAGACAGCAUCUCCUGUACCUGUGACCACUUAACGUCCUUCUCCAUCCUCAUGUCCCCCGACUCCCCAGACCCCGGCUCCCUCCUGCAAAUACUGCUGGAUAUCAUUUCUUACAUCGGACUGGGCUUUUCCAUCCUGAGCUUAGCAGCCUGUUUAGUUGUGGAAAUCGUGGUGUGGAAAUCCGUGACCAAGAACCGGAUUUCCUACAUGCGCCACAUCUGCAUCGCCAACAUCUCCGUCUCCCUUCUCAUCGCUGACAUCUGGUUUAUGGUGACCGCUGCCAUUGACAACGGGCACUACCCGCUCAGCAAGACGGCCUGUGUGGCCGCCACUUUCUUCAUCCACUUCUUCUACCUGAGCGCCUUCUUCUGGAUGCUGACGCUGGGCCUCAUGCUCUUCUACCGCCUGAUGUUCAUCCUGCACGACGCCAGCAAGUCCACCCAGAAGGCCAUCGCCUUUUCCCUCGGCUACGUGUGCCCCUUGAUUAUCGCCGUCGUCACCUUAGGGGUGACGCAGCCUCGUGAAGUCUACACAAGGAGGAACGUGUGUUGGCUCAACUGGAAGGAGACCAAGGCCCUGCUGGCCUUCGUUGCCCCAGCCCUGAUCAUCGUGGUGGUGAACUUGACCAUCACGAUCAUCGUCAUCACCAAGAUCCUGCGGCCUUCCAUCGGGGACAAGCCAAACAAGCAGGAGAGGAGCAGCGUGUUCCAGAUCAGCAAGAGCAUCGUGGUCCUCACGCCGCUCUUGGGCCUCACCUGGGGUUUUGGCUUUGCCACAGUGUUGGAAGAGAGCAACACUGUGUUCCACAUCAUAUUCACCCUCCUCAACGCCUUCCAGGGAUUAUACAUUUUGCUCUUUGGAUGCCUCUGGGACCAGAAGGUGCAGGAAGUUUUGCUGAAAAAGUUCUCAUUGUCAAGAUGGUCGUCUCAACACUCAAAGUCCACAUCCCUAGGCUCAUCCACACCUGUGUUUUCUAUGAGUUCUCCAAUAUCAAGAAGAUUUAACAAUCUUUUCGGUAAAACAGGAACAUAUAAUGUGUCCACUCCAGAAACGACCAGCUCAUCCCUGGAAAACUCAUCCAGUGCCUAUUCAUUGCUCAACUAAGUCCAGGAGAAUUCAGCCUUCAUGACGUGUUGGAAAAACAGUGGUGUGUUCUGAGGAAAAAAAAAACAAAACAGGAAAAUUCAACCCUUAUGACCUGUGGGAAGCAGCAGCUGUGUCCUGGAAAAGUGACCUGACCCAUCCAAAGCUAUGGGUCAAGUCGUCUCUCCACAGGCUUCCUGGAGCAGAUGCUGAAGGGACAUUUUUCAUUAGAGAAGACGGUUUGUUUUGUAAAGACAGAUGAAAAGUAAUUGUCAUGUGAUUUUCUGCUCCCCACCCGAACCCUUUGUGCCAAGCCAAAUGUGUAUAGUAUUUAAGUCAAACUCAAAUCCCCAAGGCCUAACUUUUCUCUAUAUAUUGUAAAAUAGAACUUUGAAGAGACUCUUUUUUUUUUUUUUUUAAUCCUUCACUUUUUUUUGGCCAUUGACUACAAAGAUAAGCUUUGGUUAGAAUAAUAAGUGAAAAGCUAAUACCUUGGAAAUACUUUGGUGAGUGGAAGGAAGAAAAUAAGGAGCGAAGAGAGUGAGGGAAGGAGGGAGGGAGGGAGGGAGGGAGAGGACAAGGACAAGGACAUGUUGCAAUACCAAGAAGAAAAACGUGUGGGUCCAAAUUCGGUGUGGAAAGUAAAUGCUAGCGAAUGAGUUUGGUAUCUUUCUGCUGUUUUCCUUGCUAAGAAGGAUAAACAAAAGACAGCAAGAGCCGGGCAUGGUGGAGUGUGCCUUUAAUCCCAGCACUCGGGAGGCAGAGGUAGGAGGAUCGCCGUGAGUUCAAGGCCACCCUGAGACUACAUAGUGAAUUCCAGGUCAGCCUGGGCUAGAGCUGAGACUCUACCUUGAAAAAAAACAGACAGUGGGGGAAAAAAUAGGAAGGAAAUUACACCAUCAGGAUGUUUCCAGGUGGGUGAAAAUAUCUAUAAGCAAUUCUCCUGACAGUAAACUUGUGCAUAUAUAACUUUGUAGAUCAAGGUCGGAGCUAAGUGGAACGAACAUGCAGAGAAAGUGUUGACAACAGAUUUUGUCAGAUCCAAGGGCUGAUCAAUUGUUUAUUGCUCAUCAGCAAAGUCUUAUUGUUUGUUCAUUCCACAUGUCGAAAGCUACGUAUACUAUUAUAUUUUAUACCCAGUCAUUGACAAAUGUGAUCUAUUGCACUGAACACAAGCUCCGGCUGUCUUAGAAGUAAUAGCUUUACCCAGGUACUUCUCUGCGCAUGGUAGAAUAGAUUUUAAUCAUCCCGUGGCAUUGUACAUGAUUCCCGUUGUUGUGGCUGUUAUUGUUACUGUAGGAAUGCUGGUCCUUGGCGUGUUGUAUAGCUUGCUGUGUAUUGUAUUUUAGUCUUUGUGAUCCGAGACCAAUAUACAUUAAGAGUUUCUACA
This is a messenger RNA of Jaculus jaculus (lesser Egyptian jerboa), 5894 nucleotides long. RefSeq names its product adhesion G protein-coupled receptor F5 (gene Adgrf5). Bases 362 to 4525 code for a protein of 1387 amino acids. Gene Ontology annotation, molecular function: G protein-coupled receptor activity. The transcript is spliced from 23 exons. The record is from RefSeq and is a predicted model, not a curated record. NCBI's taxonomy places the organism in Eukaryota, Metazoa, Chordata, Mammalia, Rodentia, Dipodidae. Gene Ontology annotation, biological process: cell surface receptor signaling pathway; G protein-coupled receptor signaling pathway. Gene Ontology annotation, cellular component: membrane.